AUGCGCAGAAUCGUCAACCUGGGGAUUUUUAGCAAGGGCAAGGCCUCUUCCAACUGCUCCCGCGAGGACCCGCAGGUCUCUUGCACCGUGCCUCUCCCAAAUAGCUCCCACAAACGGAAGUCUGGGUCUGAUCUCGCCUUCUCUGAGAUGAAUUUCUUUCCAAAACCACGGUCGCAAAGAAGAACAUCAGGACACAACCCUGGGCCUGCUCUCGCGGAGAACACUUUGUUCAACCACAGUGGAAACCAGCAGGCUCUCCCCAACCCAUCCGAGAUUGGAAUACCCUUCACUUGUUUACCCCCCAUCGUGAUGGAGCGAGAGAUAUCCAGCUCACCUCCACCUUCAUUGCAUCUCUUUAAAGAUCUUCCACGUCGAAGAUCACCGAAGGAAGAUGUACUCGAAGGUAUUCCCAUCAAUCAUCCCGAGAUUGGAUCAAUAACACCUCCACCAAGAGGCCCUGCUUGCAAGUUGCAGCAGACACCCAAAGUUGAUAUCCUGGGCAAGAUGGGCCGACGGAAACGGACUUCCUCUCCACGAACCCCAAACAAAUCGCCGACCACCCCUCUGGAGCCUCCGAAGAAGAGAGGCAAAACAUCGAAGAGUUCAUCCUCCAUUCCAUACUCAUGGAGCGACAGUGCACAACGGAGCAUAGACAGUGAUCGUGCUCUUGAAGAACAUUUACUCACCAUGAUGCAUGUUGGGCUGAAUUCCAAAGAGAUCUCUAGUGGAACUACACUUCCCUACUUGCCAGGAAAAUCUUGGACCCUACCAGAGUUGAGGACACUGCUGGAGGAGAGGAUGGGGCUCUGGUCGAAUGAGCUAAGCAACACGGACAAAGAAGAGCAGGGACCACCCAAAAUAGACUUGGUUCAGGAGGUUUCAGAUCCGGCUAUUCAAUCACUGAUGUCGGGUUCCUCUGAGCGAGGCCGUUCAGGUCGGUUCAACGUUGGUGGCAUACGUGAUAAGGUAUUUGGCAAACGCUCCAGCCAGAAGGCGACCACUGAGGCCGAUUGCGAUGUGCGCGGUGGUCUCUUCCAGGGGAAUGCAGUUGCGUGCACGAGUCAAAAUACCGGACACGCCGUGGAUACACAGGAUAAGUACGAACUUCUGGCACAACGCGAAUAUAAUGUGGAGAAUGUGCCCGCGGAGGACCCCGACUGUGAGAAUCCAUUUACUUCUCACGAUGAAGAGCCUCCCACUUCAGUGUUUUUGAACAAGGCCCCGCUUGCACGUACCUGUGAUAUCGAUUUGCAUGGCCUCAGCCGAGUUGAGGACGAUAAUUUAUUCUAUCAAACCCUGGAUGCAGCUUUUGACACAAUCAUGGCCCCGGGGAUUCCAGAAAAAGUCGCUUCAGACCUACAAGAGCACUUAUCGGAAGCCAUGUCGCCCUACGGUAUUGGGGGACCAUUGGAUCAAGCUGGGGUUUCUCGGAAAAGUCCAACGCCGAGCUGCCACGACACUGGCCCGGAGUUUGAAGACGAGCAUACAGUCAGCUUCACAUCGGCUAUCGAGCACAGCAAACCGGAGAUAUCUGAGGCAGGCCAAUCUGAGCCUCAUCCAACUACCAUUGAUGAUGGAUUCCACGAUUCAAGCAAUAAGAUGCCGUGGUUUAUUGACAAACAGUCCAAAUCGCACCCUUCAUCAGCGAGCGAUACUGACCAGAGACAGACCUCGGUGCUAUCUGGGUUUUGGCGGAAGAACAGACUUUAUUGA
This is a messenger RNA of Penicillium salamii, 1713 nucleotides long. Lineage: Eukaryota; Fungi; Ascomycota; Eurotiomycetes; Eurotiales; Aspergillaceae. The record is from the annotation of a GenBank genome assembly.